This is a messenger RNA of Zingiber officinale, 894 nucleotides long. Its product is annotated as 28 kDa heat- and acid-stable phosphoprotein-like. Bases 164 to 649 code for a protein of 161 amino acids. Lineage: Eukaryota; Viridiplantae; Streptophyta; Magnoliopsida; Zingiberales; Zingiberaceae. The transcript has 8 exons. Gene Ontology annotation, cellular component: cytosol. The record is from RefSeq and is a predicted model, not a curated record. Gene Ontology annotation, molecular function: RNA binding.
UAAUAGUGAGCCAUUCGAAUUCCCUAACGGGGUGGAAGAGGACGGCUUGUUCCCAAUAGGGAAAGCGGCUUCUAGGGUUUCGGUGAGCGACUAAGCAAUCGCGGUCGUCAUCAGCUGAAUUCCUUGAUAUCUUCGAUCUUGAUCCGGAUCUUCACAGUCGAUCAUGGGGAGGGGCAGGUUCAAGGCCAAGCCCACCGGCCGCAGAAACUUUUCCACCCCUGAAGAGAUGGCUUCUGGUUCGUCAGCUCGCCCUCGCACCUUUAAACAGGUCCAAGUGGAAGUUGAAGAUAAUGAAGAGGAUGAAUCUGAGGAGGAAAGUGACGACUCUGAAGAUGGUACUGAGAAAAAGAAGGGCAUUCUUGACAUUAGUGAGAUUCAAAAUCCAAAUCUGAUAAAACCUAAGAAUGUAAAAGCUAGAACAGCUGAUGUGGAGAACACCCCUGAACUCUCUCGACGUGAAAGAGAAGAGAUAGAGAAACAAAAAGCUCAUGAGCGAUACAUGAUGGCGACGGAACAAGGGAAAACUGAACAAGCACGGAAAGAUUUGGAGCGUCUUGCAUUGAUACGACAACAAAGAGCUGAAGCUGCAAAGAAAAGAGAGGAGGAAAAAACUGCUAAAGAACAGAAGAGGGUCGAAGCUCGCAAGUGAUAAUGAUGCUCUCAAGUGAUAAUAAUACUAUUACUUUCCAUCUGCGUGUAUUUUCCAGUAAACCACAACCCCAAAUCGCACAUUAUUGCAGUAGCAGUCGUUCCAUCGGCUGUUUAAUCAUAUUGAAAUUUCAACUCAGUAACUUUGGACGCUCUGUUCAAUCCGUUUAUUGUCGAUUUGUUGAAACUUGGAUGAUCUGUUGAAUGAAAGAUGUUGAUAUAGUUGAUCUUUUUGUGUUUUCUUUA